This is a messenger RNA of Capronia coronata CBS 617.96, 1125 nucleotides long. RefSeq lists its product as uncharacterized. Bases 1 to 1125 code for a protein of 374 amino acids. Lineage: Eukaryota; Fungi; Ascomycota; Eurotiomycetes; Chaetothyriales; Herpotrichiellaceae. Gene Ontology annotation, molecular function: carbohydrate:proton symporter activity. The transcript has a single exon. Gene Ontology annotation, biological process: carbohydrate transport; transmembrane transport. Gene Ontology annotation, cellular component: membrane. The record is from RefSeq and is a predicted model, not a curated record.
AUGGAGGAUACGACCAUGGAGGAUACGACCAUGGAGAUCAAGACGGAGGAGCUGCGCGUGGUCGCAGACGACCGAUCGAGUAUAGUCCAAUCCAAGGGCGAGAUCCACGGACGCGCCAUCCAGCAGCAAGAACAUAAUCGAGGGUACCUGGAGUCGUUUGGCAAGGACCCCAAGCUCUUGUUCUGGGUCGCACUUCUUCUCUGGGCGCAGGUCGUGCAAGGCUUCGAGAGUCAAGCAUCCGGCACCGUCAUCGGUAUUGGCGUGUUCAAGCGCCGAUUCGGCGUCUAUUUGGACGGCGAGUACGACGUCGCCACUAAGUGGCAGUCGGCCAUGAGCGGCGGCGGCACUGCCGCCAUCAUGGUGGGCGCAUGGCUCGGGUCCUACAUCGCCGACAUGGUCGGGAACAAGCCGGUCAUCAUGGCCGCCGCGGCGCUCGGCAUGGCGUCUAUUGGCAUCGAGUUUGCCGCCACGUCAAUUGGCAUGUAUUUCGGCGGCAAGUUCCUCAACUUUGUCGCCGUCAGGGCCUUCAUGAACAACUGUACGACCUACAUUGCCGAUAUCUCGCCGCUGACCAUCCGCGCCUCUCUCGUCGGCCUCAACAAUGUGGCGCAGUGCGUGGGUCCCUUGAUCUGUGCCGUCAUGGCCUACUAUACCACGAAUUGGACCGACGACUGGUCAUGGAAAUCCUUGAUCUGCACCCAGUGGGGGUUCGCCGGCAUCACCCUCAUCGGGAGCAUUUUCAUGCCCGAGUCCCCGGUCUAUUUGCUCGAAAAGGGAAAGGAGACGGCCGCCCGCAAAGUCCUGAGCAGCCUCUACAGCAAACCCAGCGACGCCGAGGGACAUUUUGAAAGCAUCAAAUUGACCCUGCAGGAGGCCGAAACCCAGAGCUCGAACCUGAUGGACUGCUUCCGCGGCACCAAUCUGCGCCGCACUCUCAUUGCCAUCUUGGUAUUCCAGGCACAACCCAUGUCUGGGCUGGGCUUUGUCUACAACUAUGGCGCCCUCAUGUACCAGUACCUUGGGAUCAGCGACCGACAGUCGUUUUUGCUCUCCAUCGGCGGCCAGAUCCUGUCCAUUUCCGGCGCAUUCAUCGCCGUUCUCGUCUCCGAUCUAUACGGGCGUUGA